This is a messenger RNA of Kickxella alabastrina, 2765 nucleotides long. RefSeq names its product protein-tyrosine phosphatase-like protein. The record is from RefSeq and is a predicted model, not a curated record. Gene Ontology annotation, molecular function: phosphatase activity. NCBI's taxonomy places the organism in Eukaryota, Fungi, Kickxellomycota, Kickxellomycetes, Kickxellales, Kickxellaceae. The transcript has 3 exons. The coding region runs from base 178 to 2634 and encodes 818 amino acids. Gene Ontology annotation, biological process: dephosphorylation.
CCCUUUUUCUUUUUCUUUUCCUUUCCUUUUUCUUUUCCUUUUCUGUUUUCUAUUGCUCCAAUUUGUGUUUAUUACUUUUCACUCUUUAAUUAUAAUUAUAUCCAUUUAUAUUCAGUUUCUUUUCGUUUCAUUCAGUUGUUCUUCUUUUUAAAGCAUCUUGCCAGAAACCCUAUAUUGAUGGACCUCAUUCAGCUGCCAAGGGUCGACCGAAUGCGGCUGAGGCGCGGCGGUGACGAGUACAUUGGCACACUGCAUCUGACGACACACCACCUAAUAUUCUCGGCGACUGCACAAAUUGACAGUACCAGCGGCGAGAAUAUUGCAAGCAGCGACUUGGAGCUCUGGCUUGGAUACCCGUUGAUACACUCGGCAGAGCUGCAGCGGCCGCCGAAGCUGGGAUCGCGGCGGGACGGCUCAGUAUACGAGCGCAGCGAGCUGACGGCAUGGGCGCUUCAGGGCGCAAUCCGGAUCCGGUGCCACCACUUUCUGUUUGUGACACUGCGCUGCGCCGACGUGCGCAAGCUCUACGACGCUUUCAGCACGAUAAAACAGCUGGCAUGCGUCGCGUCACUCGAGAAGUUAUACGCCAGCAACGGCUGGGGCAUCUACAGCGCGCGCGAGGAGUUUGAACGCAUGGGUGUUGGCGCUGGCGCCGACAGCGAAGGCAUUGGGCGGUUCUGGCGUCUCAGCGCGGCCAACGACAAGUUUCAGCUUUGCGCCACGUACCCGGAUGAGCUGGCCGUGCCCCUGCGCAUCAGCGACACGACGCUGACGUACGCCGCGCGGUACCGAAGCAAGGGCCGACUGCCUGUACUCAGCUAUCUGCAUGCUAAUGGCGCCAGUAUGACGCGCUCGAGCCAGCCGAUGGUUGGCCUGAAGCAAGCGCGGUCGGUGCAGGACGAGAAGCUUGUCGAGGCCGUGAUUGCGUCGGCUGAGCCGCAGGGCGUAACACCGCGGCUCGGCAGCGGCAGUAGCAGCGAGCGCAGCAAUAUCAUCAUUGACGCGCGGCCGACAACCAAUGCUGUGGUGAACCGCGCUGUCGGCGCUGGCUCGGAGAAUAUGGACCACUACAAGCGCUGCCGCAAGGUGUACCUGGGCAUCGACAACAUCCACGUCAUGCGCGACGCGCUGAACAAGCUCACGGACGCCGUGGCUGCAGAGAGCACUUGCGCGGCCGACCGAGGCGUCGUGGCGCGUAUCCAGAGCUCGCGGUCCAACUGGCUGCGCCACAUCGAAAACAUUAUGGUCGGCGUGCGGACCAUCGUGCAGGCGAUCGACGCCUUGCAGCACGUGCUGGUGCACUGCUCGGACGGCUGGGACCGCACAGCGCAGCUCACUAGCCUGGCGCAGCUGUGCUUGGACCCGUACUACCGCACGGCGCGCGGCUUUGCUGUGCUGGUCGAGAAAGAGUGGGUGUCGUUCGGCCACCAGUUCACGCUGCGCUGCGGCCACCUCGGCCAUCCGGACCGCUUCAAGAUCACCAGAGCGUCGUUUGCACAACGGCCUGCCAAGGCUGGCGCCGAGUCCGAGUCUGGCACGGAGUCUGAUGAGACGCCGGAGGAGCCGGUUGCUGACACCACCACCAGCGGCAGUGCCAGCAGCAGCAGCCCAGCCAACGUGGCAGCGGCACCGGUUGACACGUACGAAUUUUUGCAGAGCAGCACGUCGAUGUUUGGGCGCUUCGCCUCGCGGGCCUUCAAAGGCGUGCAGUCGCGCAUCUCGUCGGCGAUCCAGGCGGCCAGCGACAACCUCGACGACAUCGACGACCCCGAUCCAUUCUACACUGAGUACCCGCAUUUGCAGCCCAACUAUGUGCCACCGGCCAGCGACGCGGCGCACCACCGGGCUUCUUCUGGCUUCCGGCUGGGUCGUUCGAAGCACGACCACGAAACCAGUCCAGUGUUCCAACAGUUCCUCGACUGCGUCUUCCAGCUGUGGGUGCAGCACCCGACGAUGUUUGAGUUCAACGAGCGCUUCUUGCUUGAUCUCUUUUACCACCUGCACUCGGCACAGUUUGGCACCUUUAUUGGGAACAAUACGCGCGAGCGUCAGACGCUCAAGUUCAAGGAGCGCACGCAGAGUGUGUGGUCGUGGAUGUUUCGUCACGAGUGCUGGGAGGACUCGGAAUAUGCCAAUCCGCUGUAUAUGGCUGAUGGCGCUGUGGACUAUACGAAGGUCAUUGCGCCAGAUCCUGCCUUUUUGCAGUACUGGUCAGCCAUGUUUUCAUGCCACGACCCAGCCUUUAAGCGGGAGGCUGGAGACAAUGAUGACAGCGAUGAUGAAAGGGAUGAGAAGGAUGAAGACAUUGAGGCGGCGACAGCACUCAAAGCCGACGACGACGACGACGAUAACGACCACAAGGACGAGACUGGCGUUAGUUCGAUAAACGGCCAAAUGACUUUAUCCAGGAUAUCUGAACCCGGGCUUGCGUCUGCUCUGGAGGAAGAAGAGCAACCUUUGUCGAAGUUGCAGCCAAAGCUAGAGCCAGGGCCAGAGUUGCAGCAAGAAUCAAUUCCAUCAGAACUGGAAUCUGAGCACGCGCCGAAGCCGUCCGCACUGCCACACACAAACAAGAGGGUUGACGCCCCCAGAGCUUUGGCUGGCUCGUCGUCGUUUGAAAACGUGUGGGCGUAGACCACUCACAAACAUGUUUCUCUUUUUGCAAUACCUUUAUUCACGUGACAAUAGCCAUAAACUGUAAUAUAAUCGAUUAUGAUGUCUUCGCAAUGUCGCUAUUCCAAAAUUUUUAUUUAGGGCUAAUUGAU